Molecule: messenger RNA, 871 nt
Organism: Solanum pennellii
Lineage: Eukaryota; Viridiplantae; Streptophyta; Magnoliopsida; Solanales; Solanaceae
Product: DNA-directed RNA polymerase I subunit RPA12-like
Exons: 5
Coding region: 78-443 (121 amino acids)
Biological process (GO): DNA-templated transcription; termination of RNA polymerase I transcription
Cellular component (GO): RNA polymerase I complex
Molecular function (GO): nucleic acid binding; DNA-directed RNA polymerase activity; zinc ion binding
Source: RefSeq, a predicted model, not a curated record
CAGAUAAACCCUAAACCCUGAAAACGCCUCAACUGAAGUGAAAAUUGCUCUUUGUUCUUCAGCCAGUUGUUACAAAUAUGGCAUACUGUCGACAAAGAGAUUUUAUGUUCUGUGAAAUGUGUGGAACAAUGCUUGCUUUUGAUUCACCCAAGUAUGCUCGAUGUCCCUUAUGCAAAUUCAAGAAACGUGUCAAAGAGAUCGCUGGAAACGAGAUACAGUAUACCGUUUCUGCUGAGGCUAUUAAAAGGGAAUUGGGCAUAUCUUCGUUUGAUGAUCUUGAAGAAGAGAAAGAACUAAAGCAAAUGGAUUAUAAUGCAAAAUGUAAAGGUUGUCAGCAUUUAGGCAUGUCAUACAUAGCCAGACAGAUUAGAUCUGCUGAUGAAGGGCAAACUAUCUUCUAUACAUGCCUUGUUUGUGGAAAUAAACAAACUGAGAACUCAUGAAAACACAGCUCGGCAGGUCUCCAUGGUGAACGGAUGCUGUUUUUAGUGUAUGCCCAUCCUUCGAAUUUUGCUAGAGUUCAUACCAUAUGAUUGCCUGUAUCUUUAUGCAUGGAAACACUUGUAAAAAUCCUACAUUGUCUUUGAGUUCUGGAAAUAGGAUCUUAGUUUUCCCAGCUUGAACCAAAGUGAAAGUACAUGCAUAUAAUUCUUUCAUGAAAUGCACUUGGCAAAGCUUCAAAAAUGCCUCAACCCUACAUGUCUUGCAUUUAUUGUACACCCUGAAACCUGGUUGGUUGCUGCAUCUUGUAGCUUGGUGUUGGGGCCUUGUCGCGCCCAAUUUUUUUGCGCUAUUUCAUUGGUAAUAUGUAUGGAUAGCAUGAAAAUGUUACCCCUACUAUAAGGUUCUAUUUAACGAGUGUUUGUGUUAA